Messenger RNA from Durusdinium trenchii, 3010 nucleotides. The record is from the annotation of a GenBank genome assembly. Lineage: Eukaryota; Dinophyceae; Suessiales; Symbiodiniaceae.
AGUUUGGCCGUUGGCUCCAAGCUUAUCCCGCUUUUGGAUGCUUUCCAUGCCAUAGCUGUGUCAAGUGAGCAUGGUGGGUCGAUUACCAAGCUUUGUGUGAAGUGUGCCUUCUUUGGAAUCACUUUAGCGAUCUUAACUGUCCUUCCCAAAAGUGUCAUGUGCUUCUAGAUGGAAAAGCGGAACGGUGCGGAUCGUGAAGAUGAUCGUGAUCGUCCAAAAGACCGUGAUGAUUCGAAGAGCUUUUGGAACGGGUCGGUGAGUGACAAACGAAAGAUGGAACGCACAGUCGACCGCACGCGGGGCACACGCUCGCUUUUCAAACCUGGACUGGCUAUUGCUUAUAUCUAUGCCAGUGUAGUAUCAGUCGUGUGGCAAUUGUGGCCGAAACAUGCGAGCGUGGAAGAUGAAACUGACUCAAUCAUAGGACGGGCAACCGAGCACGAGGAGACAAAGGAGAAAGGCCUUGGAGCUGCAUUUGAACUGGAAAUCAAAAGCGAAAGUCACACAGCCCGUGGCACAGCGCGUGGCACAGCCCGUGGCUACCUUCCAUCUUUGACAGCUCAAAUAGCUUCUGAUGCUGCAGCCCGCACCCAAUCGAUGAUAGCUGAUGUGACACCGCAUGGGAGUUUAGCCUUGGAGUCAUUCGACAACGUUGGGCGAGCCUUUGAGACCUUCGGAGAUCAUUUACAUGUGUCUUGGGGAUGGAUGUAUCAGGGUACAACUGGGCUAGUUGGAGAUCAGCGCAAGCAAGAGACGACCAAGGGCUUUAUGCCAAAGUCGCUGAAAGUCCUUGGCUCCAGCCUGGGAUGGCAAAGUAUUUUUGAAAUGUCCUUUGCCACAGGAGAGAAAGUAAACUCAAUUGACUGUUCUUUGCUCCGCAGUGGCAGACUCCCCAAAGAGGCCAAAGCACAAAAGUGGACUUUGAUUUCGGGCGAAGCUGUUGAGCUGCAGUGCCCGAAAGGAUUAUUUGUGCAGUGGACAGGAACCCUAUUGCGGCUUGCUGCUGGAGGAGAAGCACUGCGAGUUCGGGUUUUUUAUACAAUCGAGAACGCCAAUACAGCCACACAGCAUGCAAGCAUGACAAACAUGCCUGUGGGUCUAACCAUCUGGGAUUUUGGCACUUCAUUGGCAUGUUCUUCUGGAACUUCGGGAGAUUGCUUUGGAAGCAGUGGAGAAGUUGACGGCAGUCCUUUAAUAGAUCCCGGACGAGGGCUAUGGAUUGGCAUGGAACACCCACGCGCAGUGCAUGGUCUUCGUAGCAAUGGAACACGGGUGGUCGCGGAGUUGUUUUAUCCUUCCCCAGGAGUUUCAUACUAUGGAUCGAUUGGGGUCACUGGAGUGCCGCCUGCGCAGCCUGAGGACGCCCUGAUGCUUUUGCGACGGCACUUUCAUGCUUACUUGGACGAAGUCCGUGUGUCAACUGUGAAGCCCUUUUUACACUAUGCAACCUGGUAUGACUUGAGGCGACACCCAUGCAUCGAUUCUACACCCCUGGGACUGACACACUGCUCAGCAGCAAAAACCCUGAAUGAGCAGCAGGUAUAUCAGCGAAUCGAAGAGAUUUGCAGCCAACUUUUUGAUAGAGGCAUAGAAUUGAUGGGCGCUUUGCUUGACGAUGGAUGGGACGAUGCAGGCAUGCCUUGGCAGGUGGACCGCGCAAACUUUCCAUCAGGAUUUGCUGGUGUGUCUGAAGCAGCCAAAAAGAAAGGUGUGUCUUUGGGUGUUUGGAUGUCACCAGUCGGAGGUUUCGGGGAAGGUGGUCACAGGAGGGUGAAGACGGGGGCUGCCAUGGGAUUCGAGUUUCAUGGUGAACCGACUUCACCUGGCACAGCAAGCACCCUGCGCCUCUCCGGGCCUCAAUACUCCGAUUGGUUCUUCAACGCGUCUUUGAACUUGCUGAACAGCGGCGUCAGCUUUUUUAAGUUUGACGGUCUUGGCACAAAGUCAACUGGAGCAGAUUUUGCUGAGGAUGUUGACAGGCUGAUUCUUUUGGUCAAUGAACUGAGAAGAUCUCGCUCAAUUAAGGUUUCAGCAUUCACUGGUGUUUGGCCAUCUCCAUGGUGGCUUUGCAGUGUGGACUUCCUUUGGCGAGGUGGACCUGAUUUGGGAAGGAAAGGCGCUGGGUCCCCUCGACAGCAAUGGAUUACUUUCAGAGACUCCAUGGUGCAUGAUUUGUUGAGGCGAGCAACCCUUUUCCCACUUUCCAGUCUGUCCACAGGUGGACUGGUAUGGAGCAGAGCUGAAGAACCUGGAGCUUACCUCAAUUCAUACAGUGUGGAAGACUUUGCACAAGAAGUGCAAAGCUUUUUCCUGAGCGGUGCCAUGCACCAAGAUUUGCAGAUUCAGCCGGCCCUACUUGCUCCAGCAUAUUGGGAUAUUCUCGCAUCUUACAUUAACAUAUCCAUGAAGUACUCAGAUCUUCUUCGGCAUUCCCAUUGGAUGGGUGGUGACCCUUCUCAGGGGGAGGUCUACGGCUACGGAGCUUACGCAUGCCCACCUUGCUUGGGAUUGAUGACGUGGAGAAAUCCAAUUUCUAGCAGACAGAACACCACCUUUUCCCUCCGGAGCGCAUUGUCCUUGCCACAGGCAUGGCCUGGUGGUUCUGCCGGUGGCCGGUGGCACGUCCGACUAAUUGCCGAGAGCGAGGUUAUCUCUGACCCGUCGCCAGACUUGGCCUGGGAAGCAGUGCUCCUGGAUCAGACUUUGCAUUUGCCGUUGGACUCUUUGCAGUUGCGGUCAUUCAAGGUCGAGCAGGCGCAUGUUUAGCACCAGCAUCUUGAAGGUAUUCGGUGUUCGCACGGCAUUGUGGAUUGGGAUAUGCGCUCUACACUUCCACUGCGCAUGAGCGUGAAGCACCAGUGCUUGGAGCUGCCAGAGCAGACCUGCAGCUGUUGAAGAGAGUGCAUCAUGACUCAACGUGACCGAAGCCUCUACCUGCAACCGAUUGACGAAACUGACUUGAAUGCGCUCCGACGCUAGACACAGUGACACUCGCUGGUGGAGGAGCAAA